Peronospora matthiolae is the source of this 1845-nucleotide messenger RNA. The record is from the annotation of a GenBank genome assembly. Lineage: Eukaryota; Oomycota; Peronosporomycetes; Peronosporales; Peronosporaceae.
AUGGUCGUAGCCACUAUCAAAGACGACAGUCCCGCUGUCAAGCCCAAACGCGGGUCUUUCAUCGCUCUCGGCGGCCUCCUUCCUAAAGUAUCCACGUACCGCAAAGAAAAGAGUGUGAAAGACGACGAAACGGACGAUCAAGCCGCAGUCGACCCCACGCAUACAAACACCAAGUCAAAACCCGAGCAGCCUCAAGAGGACCAAGCACGAGAACUCCCGGACUUCCACUCGGAGCGCCGGUCCCUUAAUGGCGUCACCCCCACGCCAGCUCCUGCCGCCUCCGUCGCUUCGGCGCUCCGUCGUCGAGGUCUCUCCAUUGAACAGACCGCCACGUCGCUCUACCGCCGCAUGAGCGUGCGCCAGAGCUCGGCGCCUGAGCCAGCAGCAGACGGGACCGAGAGCUCGAGCAGCUCGUUGUCGCCGCAGUCCGAGCCCGAGGUCAAGAUCCGGCGUGGCAUGUGCGUUGCCACGACCUUUGGCACGGGCACGGUCCUGGACGUGCGGCUGGACGACAGCUGCUACGUCGUGCAGGUCGUGCCCCAGAGCAUCGCGUACUUGCAGGAGGACGCGAUUGUGCGCGAGAUUAAGAGCGUCGUGGGCGAGCGCGUCAAGACGCGGUGGGGCAUGGCCACGGUCGAGCAGUACUAUGUGGACGAGGACAUGUACAGCAUUGCGCUGGACUGGCGCUGGGACGACGAGCACGUGUGGCGCAUGAAGGCCACGACCAAGAAGUUUGAGAAGAUUUAUCCAAAAGGGACGUUGAUGCAGAACACGAAGAACCGGCUGUUUGAAGGGUACAGUUCGCUACGGGAGAGCGUCGUGGGCUCGAAGCUGUUGACGACUACAAAGAGCUUUGCAGCGACCAUGAAGUCUGACGCAUUGGAGCAAGCGGACGGUCUGGGCCAGGCGCGCACGCCGUUUGGUGUGUGCACGGUGCUGGCAGUCCGACCGGACAAGUUUUUUGUAGUUGAGACUCCUUGUGGAGCUACUGCGUACCUAGGUCCGGACUCAGUGCGCAUGCUUGGUCGGCGAACACAUUUUGCCAACGGCGAUCGUGUCGACACGCCAUUUGGACCAGGUCUCGUGGCCCACUUUCGUGAAGACGACGAUACGUAUGCAGUGGAGCUGGAAGCGUCGUUGCCUGCUGGACAAUCGCCGUUGCUGUUCAUGAGCGACGAGCAGGCUCAAACAGAUUUGACGCCCGCGCCUGCAGCUGCGAAUACGCGCUUGUCGUCGAUUUUGAACCUCACGCGUACGUCGAUGAUGAACGCUGGGGAAAGGAUGCGCAGUGCUUCUGUUGCUGGCAACCUCCCCACCCUUCCAGCUAAUUUGCCGGUGCUAUCGGGUAACCUUCCCACGCUUUCUAGUGUCAAGGCCAAGGUGUCUACCAUGACAACGCUCAAGAUGUCUCCAAAGAAUAAGUAUCACAAGGAUGAGCGUGUGCUGACCACAUUUGGGUCUGGUUUUGUGGUGGAAGCCCGUUCACAAGACAAGGUUUACCGUGUGCAUUUGCGCCGGCUGAAGAUCUCGGGAUACUUUCACGAGUCUCGUCUUUCGCCGUUCCCAUACGAGCGCGUUACGCAUUUUGUCGUAGACGGUCGGUCUGUGUUGGCGCCACCCAUUCCUAAGAAUGCCAGCAGCUACAAACGUCGCGCGGUGAUCAGUGCGGCAAUCAAGUCGGCUCGGGAAGGCACGUACGUCGACCCGUCCGUGGCUCCAAAGGUUACCGAAGUGACCUCGAAAACGCCGGUGGAUGCUAUGGUGGCCGCCGAUGCCGUUGUUGCCAUCAAUACUGCUGCUGCCAUCGAUGCGUCUGUUUCCAUGCCGGUGCCAGUAGCAGAGUGA